AUGUAUGACCUUGAGAGGCCUUGCCCAGCCCUCCACUCUCUACUGAACCUGACAGUCACUGAAGCCUCAGAUGUCUACUUCUCCAUCACUCCUGGCACCAAGUACCCCCCACCAAGUCUCACCCACCCUCUUGAGAGAUUAGGAGGUUUUGCCCAGGUGGAGUGUGAAAAGCAAAGGAUCAUCACAGAAUUCAAACACCUGAGUCAGGUCCUAAAGGAGGAGAAGUUUCUCCUGUCACGACUGGCCUGGCUGGAUCGGGAAGGAGCCGAGGGGAGCCACCUCUCUAUGACACUUAACACUGAGGCACAGCUGAACUCUCUCAAUAAGCUUGUUGAUUCCCUGAAUGCCAAGCAGCAAAUGUCACCCAGUGAGUUGCUCUGGGACAUUAAAGUUGUUUUGUGCAGGACUCAAAAGUUUCAAUUUCUCCAUCCAACUCCUGUUCCUACGUACCUGGAAAAAUUCAGUGAAGCUAAAUCAAGGCAUAACUCCAUCACGGAAACCCUGAAGAAAUUCAGUGAAAAGCUCCAGGCUGAUGGGAAGAAAGAUAAAUGCAGAUUUUUCAGAGGCAUGAAUGAGGACUUCAUGAAGAGCUGGACCCUGUUAGAGAAAAAUAAUUGUGAAAUGAACAAAAUCUUGGAGCCUGUGUCACCCUUUCCAGAUCGGAGUCCUGCCUCCUGA
This is a messenger RNA of Orycteropus afer afer, 678 nucleotides long. Lineage: Eukaryota; Metazoa; Chordata; Mammalia; Tubulidentata; Orycteropodidae. The record is from RefSeq and is a predicted model, not a curated record.